Molecule: messenger RNA, 268 nt
Organism: Anoplophora glabripennis (Asian longhorned beetle)
Lineage: Eukaryota; Metazoa; Arthropoda; Insecta; Coleoptera; Cerambycidae
Gene: GatC
Product: glutamyl-tRNA(Gln) amidotransferase subunit C, mitochondrial
Exons: 2
Coding region: 2-262 (86 amino acids)
Source: RefSeq, a predicted model, not a curated record
CAUGAAUCAGUCUGCUCAGAAAACUUGGAUAAUAGAAAAGUCAGUUGGAUCUCUACAAUCAAUAGUUAAUGUACAAAAAUUACCAGAAGAUAUCAAAAUAGAUGGUGAUAUUAUAGACUUGUUAGAGAGACUUUCAUUAGUCCUUUGUGCUACAAAACGGGGAAUUGAAACAUUGGAAGCAUCUGUACAGUUUGCAGAUCAAAUAUUGGAAGUAAAUGUAACUGAUAAUGUGCCAUUAAUUACUCAUCUGGAGAAUAUGUAAGAACGA